Cyprinodon variegatus (sheepshead minnow) is the source of this 7330-nucleotide messenger RNA. It is a transcript of the gene unc13a, whose product is annotated as protein unc-13 homolog A-like. Gene Ontology annotation, molecular function: diacylglycerol binding; calcium ion binding; syntaxin-1 binding. The transcript is spliced from 44 exons. Bases 355 to 5817 code for a protein of 1820 amino acids. Gene Ontology annotation, cellular component: plasma membrane; synaptic vesicle membrane; terminal bouton. The record is from RefSeq and is a predicted model, not a curated record. NCBI's taxonomy places the organism in Eukaryota, Metazoa, Chordata, Actinopteri, Cyprinodontiformes, Cyprinodontidae. Gene Ontology annotation, biological process: dense core granule priming; synaptic transmission, glutamatergic; synaptic vesicle maturation.
GAACAAGAUGGCUGUUAGCUGGGGAUUGGAGAGCUGAGAGAGAGCGGGGAGGGGUGGAAAGAGGCGGCGAAACACGCCACAAAAAGAGAAAAGGGACAGGGCGUUCUCCGUCUGAGCGAAGGGAAGUGUCUACCGUCUGUUUUUAUUUUUUUAUUUUGAUUUAUGUGUUUUUUUUUUUACUAGCUGUCACGAAGCCAGCCGGGCAACGUUGCCGCUAGUGAACAGCGACGCCUGGUUUCACCCACCUCCAGCCCAGCUGCUCUCCAUCCCUGGGCUGGGCUUUGUAAAGAUCAUCUCUACCAAUUAGGGAACUAGUGAAGUAGCUGGACCCUGGAUUAAAGCAGCUCAUAAGAAAUGUCAUUGUUGUGUGUUGGAGUAAAGAAAGGAAAGCUCGAUGGACCCCAAGAGAAAUUUAACACUUACGUGACCCUCAAGGUGCAAAAUGUUAAAAGCACAACCAUCGCUGUGCGAGGCAGUCAACCCUGCUGGGAACAGGACUUCAUGUUUGAGAUAAACCGUCUGGAUCUAGGCCUCACAGUGGAGGUGUGGAACAAAGGACUGAUCUGGGACACCAUGGUUGGAACUGUAUGGAUCCCCCUGCACAGCAUACGACAGUCCAACGAGGAGGGUCCAGGCCAGUGGCUUACCCUGGACUCAAAUGUGAUCAUGGCUGAGAACGAGAUCUGUGGAACCAAAGACCCGACCUUUCACAGGCUGCUGCUAGACACUCGCUUUGAACUGCCAUUAGACAUUCCAGAGGAAGAGGCCAGAUACUGGGCCAAGAAACUUGAACAACUCAAUGCAAUGAGAGAUCAAGAUUAUGCCUACCAAGAAGAACAAGAGCAAUCACUCCAUGCCCCCUCCACUCAGUGCUGUAAUUGGAGUCUGUGGGGAGACCAGCAGAGUAAGUUCAUGUCAUGCACUUCUGCUAAUGACUUGUAUGAGGACCCAGACAGUGCUGUCGAUGACAGGGACAGCGACUACCGCAGCGAGACCAGUAACAGCAUCCCGCCUCCCUUCUACACCACCUCCCAGCCCAACGCUUCCAUGCACCAGUACCCCAUGCGGAAUCAACACUACAGACACUCCUACAGCGAUGACAUCCAUGAUCUGGACUACGAUCUCAGAACCAUGAGACGCUAUGAUAGUUUAGAUUCUGCCACCAACGGGCGCAGCGAUAUCGACUCAGGCUCGGGGUCGAGCCGGCGCACCAGUCGUCAGUAUUCUCUAGACAGUAGGCACUCUCUGUCCGAUAGUCCCACAGACAGCCGUUAUGCGUCUUCAGGCGAGCUGAGCCGAGGAAGCUCUCAGCUUAGUGAGGAGUUUCCUCCAGAGGAUGGCGAAAGCUUUCAAGGUUCAGAAUUCUACGACGAAAACGACUCCUACCACUCCUGCCAUUCCUCCGUCAGCUACGGCAAAGAAGACUCCCCAGGUUGGGAUGGGGAGGACCACCAAGGCGUCUACAGUGAUGAUGGAGGCUAUCUCAAAGAUGGAGGAGAAGAGGGUGCGCUGUAUGAUGAAGAGGAAGGCGACAUUUACAAGGAGGGGCAGUAUAACUAUGAAGAUGAGGCAGAGAGGCAAUAUGGUGAUGAUAUGUGUCUACCAGGAGACAAACAAAGCAAAGAAAAGGAGCUAAGCUACACCCCAAUGCCCUCAGGCCCUACCCCCACCCUGAUGCCACCAUCUGAUGGCCUGUCUUCCACCAGGCCUCCUUUGGAAAAACAAUCCUCCUUGCAUCAGCAGAGACCUGCCCAAGAUCAGACCCAGUCGUCCAGUGCAGCUCUUGAACUACCUCCAGUCUCCCAGGACAGCAUGUUGCCCUUUGAUGAUACAAAUUCCACCAAACCUUCCUUUUCUCCCUCACAGCAACACAUGUCUGUCACGACAACAUCCUCCCCAACAAUUCCAUCCCAGGUUCCACCUCAGGACACCAAGCCCCAAGAGCCAGAGCCCAAAUCUGAAACCCCUGUGGAGGAACAUCAUCCUCCUGAACAGUCCUCAGCAGCAGAAACUCUGCAGCCUGCUCCUGAGGAGAAAACAGAAGAGGCUCCUGUUCCAAGCUUCCCAAAGAGAGAAAUCAUGGAGCCGGGUCCUGCUAGAGCAAAAGCCAACUGGCUCCGCCUUUUCAGCAGAGUACGACUACAGCUGCAAGAGGCCCGAGGAGAACAUGUUGGGAUUGCCUCCCUGCUUUUAUCUGCAGGCAUGGGUGGUGCCCUGUACAGCAUAGACAGCAUGCCAGACCUUAGAAAGAGGAAAGCAAUGCCUCUGGUCAGAGAUCUGGCAAUGUCUCUGGUCCAGAACUCCAGAAAAGCUGGGAUUACUUCAGCCCUGACGUCCAGCACCCUGCAUAACGAAGAGCUGAAGAGUCAUGUCUAUAAGAAGACCCUACAGGCCCUCAUCUAUCCGAUCUCUUGCACCACCCCACACAAUUUUGAAGUGUGGACAGCCACCACUCCCACUUACUGCUACGAGUGUGAAGGACUGCUGUGGGGUAUCGCUCGCCAAGGCAUGCGCUGCACUGAGUGUGGAGUCAAAUGCCAUGAAAAGUGCCAGGACCUGCUCAAUGCUGACUGUCUACAAAGAGCCGCAGAGAAGAGCUCCAAACACGGCGCAGAGGACAGAACCCAGAACAUCAUAAUGGUUCUUAAAGAUCGAAUGAAGAUCCGCGAGAGGAACAAACCAGAGAUCUUUGAACUCAUACAAGAAGUGUUUGCUGUCCCCAAGUCAACCCAUGUCACCCACAUGAAGCAGAUCAAGCAGAGCGUUCUGGACGGCACCUCCAAAUGGUCCGCCAAGAUCUGCAUCACAGUGUUGUGUGCUCAGGGUCUCCAAGCCAAGGAUAAAACUGGUUCUAGUGAUCCAUAUGUAACCGUCCAGGUGGGAAAGACCAAAAAAAGGACCAAAACUAUUUACGGCAACCUCAAUCCUGUCUGGGAGGAAACAUUUAAUUUCGAAUGCCACAACUCCUCAGAUCGCAUUAAGGUGCGGGUGUGGGAUGAAGACGAUGACAUUAAGUCUCGUGUGAAGCAGAAGUUCAAGAGAGAGUCUGACGACUUCCUUGGUCAGACAAUCAUCGAGGUUCGGACUCUUAGCGGAGAGAUGGACGUCUGGUAUAAUCUUGACAAACGUACGGACAAAUCAGCCGUUUCUGGGGCUAUCAGAAUGCGCAUUAAUGUGGAGAUUAAAGGAGAGGAGACAGUCGCUCCCUAUCACGUACAGUACACCUGUCUGCAUGAGAACCUAUUUCAUUACGUAACAGACAUCCAGAACACUGGUGUGGUGAAGAUUCCCGAUGCCAAAGGGGACGAUGCUUGGAAAGUUUAUUUUGAGGAGACUCCCCAAGAAAUAGUGGAUGAGUUUGCCAUGCGUUAUGGGGUGGAGUCCAUCUACCAAGCCAUGACCCACUUUGCGUGUUUGUCGUCUAAAUACAUGUGCCCCGGAGUACCUGCAGUCAUGAGCACCCUGCUGGCCAACAUCAACGCCUAUUACGCCCACACCACCCAGGCAACCAACAACGUUUCUGCAUCUGACCGCUUUGCAGCUUCAAACUUUGGAAAAGAACGAUUCGUCAAGCUUCUAGAUCAGCUGCACAACUCUUUGAGGAUAGACCUCUCCAUGUAUCGGAACAACUUUCCAGCCAGCAGCCCUGAGAGGUUACAGGACCUCAAGUCCACAGUUGACCUUCUCACCAGUAUUACCUUCUUCAGAAUGAAGGUUCAGGAGCUCCAGUCUCCACCAAGAGCUAGUCAGGUUGUGAAAGAUUGUGUAAAAGCCUGCCUCAACUCCACCUACGAGUACAUCUUUAAUAACUGCCAUGAACUCUACAGCCGCGAGUACCAAACAGAUCCGGCUAAGCAGGGGGCUGUGCCUCCAGAGGAGCAGGGUCCCAGUAUCAAGAACCUGGACUUCUGGUCCAAACUCAUCACACUUAUUGUUUCCAUUAUUGAGGAGGACAAAAACUCCUACACUCCCUGCUUAAACCAAUUUCCCCAGGAGCUCAAUGUGGGUAAAAUAAGUGCUGAAGUGAUGUGGAAUUUGUUUGCUCAGGAUAUGAAAUACGCGAUGGAAGAACAUGAGAAAAACCGCCUGUGUAAGAGCGCUGAUUACAUGAACCUGCACUUUAAGGUAAAGUGGCUCUACAACGAGUACUGCAAAGACCUUCCUUUCUUCAAGAGUCGAGUGCCUGAAUACCCUGCAUGGUUUGAGCCUUUCGUCAUCCAGUGGCUGGAUGAAAAUGAGGAAGUCUCUCGUGACUUUUUGCAUGGCGCUUUGGAAAGAGACAAAAAAGAUGGAUUCCAGGUCACAUCAGAACAUGCGCUCUUCUCCUGUUCGGUGGUGGACGUGUUCUCCCAGCUCAAUCAGAGCUUCGAGAUCAUCAGGAAGCUAGAGUGUCCAGAUCCACAGAUUGUAGGACACUACAUGAAGCGAUUUGCAAAGACCAUCAGCAAUGUUCUUCUGUCCUAUGCUGAUAUCAUCUCCAAGUUGUUUGCCAACUAUGUUACCAUGGAGAAAGUUCCCUGCAUCCUGAUUAACAACAUCCAACAGUUAAGGGUUCAGCUGGAGAAGAUGUUUGAAGCCAUGGGUGGAAAAGAUCUCUGUGUGGAAGCCAGCGAUAUUCUGAAAGAUCUUCAGGUGAAGCUGAACAAUGUAAUGGAUGACCUGAGCAGGGUCUUUGCUGUCAGUUUCCAGCCUCAUAUUGAAGAAAAUGUGAAGCAGAUGGGAGACAUCUUGGCUCAGGUGAAAGGAACGUCGAAUGUAGGGAACGCCAGCAGUGUGGCCCAAGAUGCAGACAAUGUUUUGCAGCCAAUCAUGGAGUUCCUGGACAGCAACCUUUCGUUGUUUGCUAAGAUUUGUGAGAAAACUGUUCUAAAACGUGUGCUGAAGGAGCUGUGGAAGCUGGUAAUGAACACCAUGGAGAAAACCAUCGUUCUGCCUCCACUCACAGACCAAACGAUGAUUGGGAGGCUGAAGAGUGCUUCUCACAGUGAUGGCACUCAGCUCAUCUUCAAUGCAGCCAAGGAGCUUGGACAGCUGUCCAAACUGAAGGAGCACAUGGUUCGAGAGGAGGCCAAAGCAUUAUCACCCAAACAGUGUGCUGUGAUUGAGUUGGCUCUGGACACCAUCAAGCAAUACUUCCAUGCUGGAGGUGUGGGUCUGAAGAAGACUUUCCUGGAGAAAAGUCCUGACCUCCAAUCUCUCCACUAUGCUCUGUCCCUCUACACUCAGGCCACUGACAAACUCAUUAAGACUUUUGUCCAGUCCCAGCACGCCCAAGGCACCGGAGUGGAUGAUGCUGUGGGUGAGGUGUCCAUCCAUGUGGAGGUUUUCACUCAUCCAAACACUGGGGAACAUAAAGUCACAGUGAAAGUUGUGGCUGCCAACGACCUGAGGUGGCAGACGCAGGGAAUAUUCCGCCCAUUUGUAGAGGUCUACAUCAUCGGCCCCCACCUGAGCGACAAGAAGCGGAAGUACGCGACCAAGUCGAAGAACAACAGCUGGGCUCCUAAAUACAAUGAAACCUUCACUUUCACAUUGAGCAACGAGGUGGGUCCGGAGUGCUAUGAGCUGCAGGUGUGUGUGAAAGACUACUGCUUCGCCCGUGAGGACCGAACCGUGGGCAUGUCGGUCCUUCAGCUGAAGGACAUGGUCUCUAAGGGCAGCGCCGCCUGCUGGCUGCCGCUGGGUAAACGCAUCCACAUGGAUGAGACGGGCCUCACUGUCCUGCGCAUCCUCUCCCAACGCAACAACGAUGAUGUGGCCAAGGAGUUCGUCAAGCUCAAGUCGGACCAGCGCUCCGCAGAGGAGGGCCGUGGCUAAACAAGUCUGUUUGGGGUUUAAAAUGCUGCGUCUGGAGCCCCAGGACUCUCCUGGUACACUGCAAGUCACUGCCGAGUAAUCCAGUGUUGUAAAAGCACAUACAAGACAGGAGUCAACACACACUCCGUACUGUAAAUACAUCUAUUUCAGUGGAGAAGACACAAAGCAAAGAGAAGCACCACAGAGUCCACCAGUGUCUUUACUGUUGCCGAUGUGUUUAUCCCAAAUUUUUAUUAACAGCAGAGUUUCCUUAUUUAAGGUGGAGGAACACAAACUUCUCUCUUGGUCGGGUUGAGAAUUAUCUUGUAGCCUCUAAAUACUUUCAUCCUUCUCACUUUUUCCUUUUUUAGUUUGUGCCCUCUCAUCCCUUCGCUGGUAUGUUCUCAGUCAGAGAAGAACCCGCAAGUGCCAACAGAUAACUGCUGAAAUAUGCCAAGAGCUUUCCCGAACACAAAAGGGCCAGCUGUCCAUUCAAAACACAUCAGAACCAAGCUCAAAAAUUACAGAUAUUACAAGAAAAAUCAGCACUUUUCGUUAAUAGUUCAACUUUAUUACUAAUUAAUCUAGAGCUAUAUUUAUAUUUCAGUAAUUCUAGAUAACCUUAUAUACAUAUAUAUAUAUAUAUAUAUAAAUUACUUAAAAAGGAAAUAGAUGAACUUACAGGGUUAUUUGAUGGACAUGUGGUCAUUGAAAGAUUGUUCUUGUCUGUCUUUCUGUCUGUGGACCCUAAAGCAGCACACUGCCUGACACUCUGAAUACCUUCUGUUCCGUUGACCCUCUGUCUGUGUCUUGUUUAAGGACGGCAUGGAGAGAGAAAUCUGAUGAAAGCACACAUCUGAGCACUGGGAUUUAUCACAUGGUAUAUAAAUAUGUGUGUGUCUCUGAGUGAGUGAGUGAGCAUCAUUUGUGGUUGUUGACGGUUACCUGCCAGUGUAAUCAUAGAGAAGCCAUUUCUAUGUUAAUUAUAUUUGGAGGUUCUGUUAAUUUUUUAUACGUUUGUUUACAUUUUUAAGGCCAAAAUCUUUUUUUUAUUAAUAUUAUUUUGUUUUUUUUCUAACCUUUGUGUUUUACUGCAAACAUUCCUUGUAGCCUUCUCUUGGUCUAUCAGCAGUGCAUUACUGAGGAGGGAUUAAAUCCCAUCUCAUUUUCUUAAAGAAAAAAAAAGCAACUAGCUGCCCAGUAAUAUGGGGAUUAUUAUAUAAAAACACCUGCAUUGAGAUAUUUUGCUAAGUAGCCUCGUGAGAGAUAUAUCUCACAUCCUGCCCCCCUGAGUUAGCAUAGAUCUGCACUGAUCCAACACAUUUAAUAUUCUUUUUCACAUUUUGUCACAUCCCAACUGCAGACUCUGAUGUGUUUAAGAGGAGUUCUGACAAAAAUAGUUGUUUUUGUGAAGUGAAAGAAAAUAAUAUGUAGAGUGCUGUGCAUUUGUGCAUUUGAGCUUCUUCUCCUGAAUCGACAAUUUGUAGAACCAGUUUCCCUGAAAUUACAGCUAUGUCUGUAACCCCAGUUUUUU